Chiloscyllium plagiosum (whitespotted bambooshark) is the source of this 8518-nucleotide messenger RNA. The record is from RefSeq and is a predicted model, not a curated record. Lineage: Eukaryota; Metazoa; Chordata; Chondrichthyes; Orectolobiformes; Hemiscylliidae.
AGUUUAGAAGAAUGAAGGGGGAGUCUCACAGAAAUCUAUAAAAUUCAAGCAAGAUUAGACUGGUUAGAUGCAGGAAUGAUGUUGUGCCUGAUUGUAGAGGAGUUCAAAACUGUGGUUUAAUGAUAAGAGGUAAAGCUUUUUAGACUGAGUUAAGAAAUUUCUUUAUCUAGGGAUAUGGGAGGAAGGCAAGAUUAAGCUCUUUGAUCAACUCUGAUCACAUCGAAUGACAGAGCAGGCUCGGCGGUUGAAUGGCCUACUCCUUCCAUCUUCUGUUUCUGUGUCUCUGUUUCUGUUUGUAAUUUAUUGUCCAUUACCUAGGAAUUGAAAACCAGCUCAUUAUCUCUACCCCUGGUCACUCUAAAUAACGAUGCUGGAGGCAAAACUCAGUAUAAAUGUUAAGGCAGCCAUCACCUUUGGCUGACUUGGGCAAAAUGCUGAAAAUGCUCAACAGAUGGAAAUUAGAAGCAAAAGUUGGCCAUCCAGCUGAGUCUACUUGCCAUUCAACAUGGUCAUGAUUGAUCCUCUACCUGAAUGGUCACUAUCUCCAUUUGGAAAAUGAGUCACAUUGGUGGACGUAGUUUUGUCGAGGUUAUUUGUGAAAAGUACAGCCCAGAAAAUUUUCCAUAUCGACGAGGAAUGUGCAUAGGCAUCCACACCUCUGCAGGGCCACAGGGCUCACCUAUGAAAGCACGCCUGAAUCUCCCAACUAUCCUCGUGCUGGAUGGUUGUGGAAUUACAACUGCUGGAAAGGAAAGCGAUAUUGCUGCCUUCUGCUCGCAUGUCUCUGAACUCGACCUGUCUGAUAAUAAUCUACAAGACUGGUACGAGAUCAGCAAAAUUGUAUCAAAUCUUGCCAAGCUGACAUUUCUGAACCUCACCUCAAAUCCUCUGAUUGAGGCCAGUUUAGAUUCAGCUUGCGCUGCCUCAUUCUCUCGAAUACAGAGACUCGUCCUCAACAACACCAAAGUUUCAUGGGAAACCGUUCACAUUUUGUUGCAGGAAUUAUCAGGGUUAGAGGAGCUCUUCCUGUGCUUUAAUAACUACAGGACAGUAUCACUGUCGUCCUGCUCCUACCCGUCACUUCGACUUCUACAUAUCACUGAUAAUAAUCUCACUGACUGGGCAGAGGUACACAAACUUGGACAAAUGUUCCCAGGCUUGGACACAUUAAUCCUGGCAAACAACAACCUGACAAGCAUCACAGAUUCUCAGGGAACUCUGGCACGACUUUUCCAAAACCUACGAUCAAUUAAUCUUCAUAACUCAGGACUAAACUCAUGGGAUGACAUUGAUAAACUCAAAGCAUUCCCCAAAUUGGAAGAAGUGAGGCUUCUAGGAAUUCCUUUGCUCCAGAGUUAUUCUGAGGAGGAGCGACGCAAACUCAUCAUUGCUAGGUUGCCAUCUGUAACAGUGUUAAAUGGCAGUAAAGUUGCUGGAGAAAGAAUAGAUGCUGAACGAUUUUUCAUACGUUACCAUAUAAAUCACCCAGAUGAAGAAUUACCAGACAGGCAACUGUACAAAACAUUCGUUAGGAUUUGGAUUAACAGUCCGUUCUGCUAUGUACAGCAUGGAAACAGACCCUUCGAAUUACUGUAUCAAUUUGGAACCAGGAGCUCAGACAGUGAAACUCCAAAGGUUGAUGAUGGUGGAUCUCCAGAAAUUCAUCUAUCAAUUACUUUCCCAUUCUUUGCAAUGGGACAGAGGUCACUGCAUGUGAAUAACAAUGGUGUGAUAUCCUUCAAUGUACAAGUCAGCCAGUUCACCCCUGAAGCUUUCCCUCUUUCUGAUGGGCGUUCCUUCAUUGCUCCUUUUUGGGCUGAUGUUCAUAAUGGAAUCAAGGGGAAUGUGUAUUACAGAGAGAGUACUGAUCCCAGUAUCCUGCAAAGAGCUACCAAGGAUAUCAGGAAGAACUUCAAGGACCAGAACGCCUUCUCAGCUACUUGGGUGUUCAUUGCCACCUGGUACAAAGUCACUUUCUAUGGAGGCAGCUCCACAACACCGGUGAAUACGUUUCAGUGUGUGCUGAUCACAGAUGAAAGAACAUCAUUUGCCAUGUUUAACUAUGCUGAUAUUUACUGGACUACAGGGACUGCAAGUGGAGGAGACCCACUAACUGGAGUUGGAGGCUCAGCAGCACAGGCAGGAUUCAAUGGUGGUGAUAACAGUCACUUUUUCAGUUUGCCCACAUCUCGAACCUCUGAGAUGAUGAACAUUGAAGAGACAAGUAACGUAAACUUCCCAGGACGUUGGAUUUUUAGAAUAGAUGGAGAUACAAUUGAUCCAUCAAAUGGUUGCAGCCUGAAUGGGCAGUUUUUCCGUCGUGGAGAUGUGUUCUGGGCUGAGGAGAAAUGUCAGACCAAAUGCCGCUGCCUUGACCUGGAGAACCGGCUCCUGUGCCAGAAUCUGUCCUGCGGGCAGUUGGAGCAGUGUCACUCUGUCGAUGGUGUUUACCGUUGCCUUCCCGAGCAGACCGCCUCCUGUGUGGUUUUUGGAGAUCCUCACUAUCACACCUUCGACGGGUCGCUCUUCCACUUCCAAGGAACUUGCUCUUAUAUCCUUUCCAAGCCGUGCCUGGAGGGGGACCAUCUCCCCAGCUUCAGCAUUGAGUCCACCAAUGAGAACCGGGUGGGGGGUGCCGUCUCUUGGCUUCGGAGCAUCAAAGUGAAGGUUUAUUCACACAGCAUCGUCAUUCUCCGGGGAAACCGAGGGCAAGUGUUGGUAAGGACUCAGCUCAGGAGUCCAAAUGGGGCUCAGGUGUGCGGGAACUUUAACAACUAUCCCGGGGACGACACGCUGCUCCCGGGGGGAGUCCCCUGGCGAUCGGUGGCGGAGCUGGGCCCUGCCUGGCAGGUGGAGCCGUCCGCCUGGGCCUGUCAUCACGGGGACUGUGCCCCCAACUGCAGCAGCUGUGAACCCCACUCGGAGUCUGCCUUCUCCAGCCACCGGUACUGCGGCGUCAUGAACCAAACAGACGGACCUUUCCGGGAUUGCCGCAGUGUGCUGGAGCCCAGCGGCUUCAUCAGCAGCUGUGUGUAUGACCUGUGUGCUCAUGCAGACAACUUCAGCAGCACCAUCCUGUGCCAGGCCAUCCAGGCUUAUGCCCUCAGCUGCCAGGCGGUAGGAAUCACCAUCGGCCGCUGGAGAUCGCGCACUUUCUGCGCCUUACCCUGCCCAGAGCGGAGCCACUAUGAGGUGUGCACCAGCAGCUGUCCGGCUUCCUGCACUGACCUGAUUUCUCCCUUGUACUGUACCAGGCCCUGCACUGAGGGUUGUCAGUGUGAUGCAGGUUAUGUACUCAGUGGUAAUGUUUGUGUUCCACUUGAAGAGUGUGGCUGUGAAUUCAAUGAACGAUAUUAUUCCUUCAAAACAAAGUUCUGGGCAAAUGAUGACUGCACCCUACGUUGCCUGUGUGAGGGUCCCGGGGAGGUGCUGUGUAUGAAUGAAACUUGCUCGAAAGGAGAGUUCUGUCUUGUGGAGAAUGGGAUCCGAGGGUGCUAUCCCAAGAGAGCAGCUGUGUGUACAGUCUCGCGCAAUAACGGGCUACAAACAUUUGAUGGUGCUUCGUUUGAUUUCCGGGAUGAAUAUGCAUACACCCUGCUCAAAAUCUGUGGCUCAAACAGUUACAAUCUGUCUCAUUUCGAAAUCAAACUAGGAAGAAAGAAAAUGGUUAAUGGUUCUUGGAUAAAAUCACUGACUAUAAAUUUCCCUGAUCAUGAAAUAAAGAUUGGAGACAGUGAAAACAUCAUCAAGGUGAAUGCCUUUGCGAUUUCUUUGCCAUUUAUGCAUUCAUCUGGAAAACUGAAGAUCUACAGAAAUGGAAAUGAUACCACGGUGGAAUUAGACAACAGUUUCCAAAUCCUUUAUUCAAGUGAGGAUCGUGUGAAUUUAACACUGUCCACUGCCUAUUACAACCACACCUGUGGACUAUGUGGAUACUUUAAUGGUAAUCCCACAGAUGACUUCCGUAAAGCCAAUGGAAAGGUGACAGAAAACGCUGCAGAAUUUGUGGAUAAUUGGAAGACAUUUGCUGACGAUAUGACAUGCAAUGGCCAGUGUGAGGAGCUAUACACCGUGUGUACAAAUGAGGAUUUAAUUUUGUAUCAAGGGAUCUCGCUAUGUGGCAUAAUCAAUGAUCCCCAUAACAGCUCCUUCCUCAAUUGUCAUGAAGUUGUCAAUCCUUCUCCCUUUUUCAGAAGUUGCCUCUAUUCCAUGUGUUUAAAUGGCGGGAACAUAACAUCUCUUUGCAGCUCCCUGCAGGCCUAUGCAGAUGCUUGCAUUGGUGCCAAGGUCACACAAACUAACUGGAGAAGCAGCACAUUUUGCCCUCUUCCGUGUCCUGACCACAGCCACUUUGCCGAAUGCACCUCCGCCUGUCCAAUGACUUGUGUCUCCCUGGAGCAGGAUGUGGAGUGUACGCUGCCUUGUGUGGAAGGCUGUCAGUGUGACCAGGGUUUUGUCCUGAAAGAUGGUCAUUGUAUUCCAAAGAGCCACUGUGGCUGUGUCUACGAAGGUUUGGAGGUCAGGACCAAUGAGACUUUCUGGUUGGACAGAGACUGUCAAACUCGCUGCUACUGCAAUGGUUCUGACAAUGCGGUUUAUUGUGAGAGCGCCUCCUGCCGUCUCGAUGAAUUUUGCUCCGAAGGAGCUGACCUGUUUUCCUGCCUUCCCCGCACAGAGGCUGUUUGCAUCGUGUCUGGCUACAGCCACUUGUACACCUUUGACACUCUGGCCUAUGAUCUGCAAAGUACCUGCUCCCACAUCAUCAGCACCGUGUCUGCCAGUUCCCCACAUCUGCCCCACUUCCUGGUCCAAGCUGAGAAUGAAGACCGCAAUACGUCAUUGGCUCUAUGGCUUCACCAAGUCGAGGUGAAGGUGUAUGGCUACAAUAUCAGCGCUUCCAAAGCCUACAAACACACAGUGAUGGUAAACAAUGAACGGGUUAAUCUGCCCCUCAGACUGGGUCAUGGCGAGGUCAAUCUCUACUCGUUUGGGCUCUUCUUGAUUCUGGAAACAGAUUUUGGGCUCAGGGUGAUUUAUGACUGGAACAUGUUCCUAACAGUGACAGUCCCCAGGAUCUUCUUCAACCUCACGCGGGGUCUGUGUGGCCAGUUCAAUGGAGAUCCGGCUGAUGAUCUUGAGACUCCUGAUGGCGAGAUCGUGGCUGAUCUGCUGGAGUUUGCUGAGAGCUGGAUGGUGGCGAGGACUGCGUUUUGUGAGCUGGGCUGUCACCGGGUUUGCCCCUCGUGUGAGCAGGUACUCAAUCUCCCUGUGGACGUGCUGCAGCUCUGUGCCCUCAUUGUGUCCAAGGACAAUGUCUUCAGCCACUGUCACGCGAAGGUGAAUCCCACUUUCUUUUACCACAAUUGCAUUUUCGACUCGUGCAUCGAUCGUGGAGACCGUCAAACUGCCUGUAACUGGCUUCAGAACUACGGCAGUAGCUGCCAGGCACAGGGAGUUGUUCUGCCCGGCUGGAGAAACCUGACCAUGUGCAUGAUCAACUGUCCUGCGAACAGUCACUACGAGAGCUGUAUGUCUGUGUGCCAGCCAGGGUGUGGCACCUCCAAGACCCAUGAGGACUGCAGUAGUUAUUGUAUGGAGGGCUGUCAGUGUAAUGAUGGCUUCCUGCUCAAUGGCAGAAUGUGCAUCCUGCCCCAGGACUGUGGAUGUGUGGCAGAUGAUAAUUACUAUGAGCCAGGGCAGUUUUUCUGGAACACCAACUGCUCCAAACACUGUCGCUGCAUGGGACGCAAUAUGGUCCAGUGUGAUUCACGCCAAUGCAAGAGUGAAGAAUCAUGUUCAAUCCAAAAUGGAAUCAGAGGCUGCUACAGUAAGAAAGACGCCUCUUGCAUCGCUGCUGGGGGAGGCAUAUUCCAGACUUUCGAUGGGGCGUUCCUGCGAUUUCCGGCUGCCUGCUCAUUUGUCCUCUCCACAAUCUGUCACAAACUUCCAGACAUCUCCUUUCAACUGAUUGUAAACUUUGACAAAUGGAGUUCACCCAACAUGACUGUGAUCUCCCCUGUUUACCUGUAUAUCAAUGAAGAACAGAUUCUCAUCUCAGGCAACACUGUGCAGGUGAAUGGAACCACUGUUACGAUUCCUGUUGCCACAGGACUAACAAAGAUCUCAACUGCUGAGGGAUUUCUAACCAUUGAUACUGUUCAAGGUAUUCAGAUCCAAUACAACUGGUUUAAUUUGCUGUCAAUCAGAAUGGGGGAGCGUCUACAAAACAAGGUGUGUGGUCUGUGUGGAAACUUUAAUGGAAACCCCAAUGAUGAUGAUUUAAGUUCUCGAGGAAAACCAGCACAAACAGUCUUGGAAUUGGCAAAGAGUUGGAAAACCAAUGGCAUGCAGAACAGCUGUGAUGAAGAUCAAUACACUGCAUUAUCACUAACUUGUGAUAAUCAGGACAUUAUCCAGUUACAGAAUGAAGGAAGUUGCCUGAAACUCACUGAAAUGAAGGGGUUCUUCCAACCGUGUUUUGGCUUCAUCAAUCCAAUGCCAUUUUACUCAUCCUGUGGCUUGGAUACUUGUUACUGGGAUGAAAGAUCGCAAAUCUGCAGCUCUUUGGCAGCGUAUGGAGAGGCAUGUCGUUCACGGGGGAUCCUGAGCACUGACUGGAUUCGACGGGAAAACUGCUCAGAAUUGAUCGAGGAUCCUUGUGCUGGAGGCAUUUGCACCAAUUACAGUUUAUGCCGACAGGGUAAUGGUGAUCUGUGUGGCUGCCCAGAAAAGCCAAGCCUAGACGGUGAUGAUAUUGUCCAGGCAGACGUGGUGUGUAAAUAUUCACAGAUGCAAGUUUAUGUUUCCAAAUGUCGACUUUAUCAACUGGGCUUUGAGCGUGAAGAUGUUCGAAUUAAUGAUAUCCAUUGUGUGGGGUCAGAAGGAGAUGAUUUUAUUGCAUUUCACAUCAAUAAUACCAACCACAACUGUGGCAAUAUAGUGAAAACAAAUGAAACGCAUAUCAUGUAUAUAAAUACUGUCUGGAUCGAAAGUCUGAACAACACAGGCAAUGUCAUUACUCGUGAUAGAGUCAUCAAUGUUGAGUUCUCCUGUGCCUACGAACUUGACCUGAAAGUUUCUCUUGAAACUGUUGUGAGGCCAAUGCUGAGUGUUGUCAACCUCACUCUUCCCACCAAAGAAGGUAGUUUCAUCACCAAAAUGGCUCUGUAUAAAAAUUCAUCUUACAAGUUUCCAUAUCGAGAGGGCGAGGUGACACUCACUACGCGGGACGUCCUGUAUAUUGGAGUGUUUGUUGAAGGUGCAGAUUCUACUCACUUAAUUCUGAUCAUCAACCAGUGCUGGGCCACUCCAUCCCGGAAUCCAAAGGACCGACUACGCUACAUGAUAAUAGAGCAAGGAUGUCCAAACUCAAAGGACAGCACUAUUGAGAUGGAGGAGAACGGAGUGUCUCUUACCUGCCGUUUCCAUCUGGUUGUCUUCAAGUUUAUCGGCGAUUAUGAGGAGGUCCAUCUGCACUGCGACGUAACGCUAUGUGACUCCGAUACAAGUAACUGUAGAGUUACUUGUCCAACAAACAACAGGAGGCUCUCCAAUGAGGACUGGCCACUCCCGAAAGAGCAGAUUCUAUCUGUUGGUCCCAUCAGGAGAAGAGCAGCUGAUUGGUGUGAGAAAGACAACGGUGGCUGUGAACAGAUUUGCACAAGUCAGGUGGAGCACGCAGUCUGCAGCUGUACAACUGGCUUUCUGCAUUGGGAUGGCAAACACUGCAGAGCUUUAAGUGCUUGUAGUGAGCCAGUGAUUCUCCCCGCACUUCUGGUGAUGACACAGCUGUUUUGCUGGAUAUUGAUAAACACACAAAACCUGAAACCGUAACAACAGUGAAGAUGGAAGCAAUUGCUUUGGAAACAGGUGGCAUUGAUCAGAAUUUAAGAAGCAAUGCAUUUUUGUACUGUUGGGGAAUUUAUCAAAUUAACUUUAUUUUGUUUUAUUUAAGUACUACUGUAGUGAAGGAUCAUAAGAUCUGGACUGUGUAAUGAAUUUAUAGGUGUGAGAACUCCAGUCUGAACUGUUCUUGGUUUUAGGAUUCAGCCUUUUGUUGAAUAUAGGAAGAUCAAUUUGAAAAUAAAAACAAUUUCAUUAGAAUUUAGGCUCAUUCUGAUUCAAACCAUCUCCGCUUCAUGAACAUACAGUGGAAAUCAGCCUAGACUUUACUGACUAAUAGUGCCUGCAUUAUGGGCCAAAUGGCCUCAUACCAUCCCACAUUCAUAUUUUCAGUUGUAAAUAGACUUGAAGAACUAAAGAAACAUCAGGAAAAGCAUUAGCAAAUAUUACUCCAGCUCACUAAAAAAUGGUAUUAAAAUUAGGUGGUUCAAAACACAAACACCUCCAAUAUUCCCUGGAUAGAGGGCAAGCAGCUGAUCACAGCCAGUGCUGUGACUUAACAGUUAGACUAAUCAGGAGACUGUUCCAGGAGUGGGGUGCAGAGGCUUGAUGCCUGGAUGAGAGGGGCCCUUAGUUGUCCAGGGUGGAUGCUGGAUGGAGAACAGACAGCUGUGGG